AUGGAGGAUUUCCAAUAUCUCGCUCUAACUUCGGAAAUUGAACGCAAUUCUAAUAGUAAUAACUUUAGUGGGCCAACAUUUUAUAUUCCACCACAAUGUUCGAUUGAGGAUUGGGAGGAAGAAAUUAGGUACGUCAAGAAGAAUGUCGAGGUCCUAGAGCAAUCUAUUUUAGAAAAAAAAGAACGACUUUUACGAAAGCGUAUGGAUGCCGAGAAAUGCCUUAUCGACAAGACUAAUAUUAAUCAAAAGCAGGUCCGUCUACGCGAUUGUAAUAUAAGGCUUGAGACCACUACGAAAGCAGUUUUGUGCAAACUUUUAAAGACCAAUAAAGCUAUUUAUAAUUUAAGACGAGAAAAUAUUCAAGAGCUUUUUGAGAAGUAUUUGCCUAUUAGAGCCUCCCCAACUCCUUCCGCAGAAUUAGAUUCUAUAGCCGGUGUGAAGCUUAAUGUGGAUUCUCGAAAUCUGACCAUUCCGGAACCCACAAUUUCCAGCCAUGCCGCGUUGAACUUGAUGAUUCUUGCUCAACGAGCUCUAACCCGAAUAUUAAAUGCUUGUAUUCCUGUGGACACUAGACGGAUUUUUAAUCUGAAUACCUUUGAUGUGAAUGCCCCCACUAGAGAUAAUAUUACUCAUGUCUAUCAAGUUGUCUGCCAGCUCAUUCAAAUUCUUGCUGAAAUUAGUUCUCGACAGGCUGUAUCCUCUGCGUCGUCAAAGUAUGUCGAGUUUGCCCGUGAAUCUAGAGAUCGACCACUUCUUGCUCUGCAUUACCUUCUUAAGGCGUUCGAACAUGACAACUUUCAGUCCUGGACCUUCGAUUCCCCUUACAUCCUUCCAAGUGUGGAUAUGCUUUUUCCAAUCGAUUACGAGAUGGCAAUGUAUCCUCGUACAGGUUCGAACUCGCUUAAGCAUGGAAUUGCAAUUAGAGUUCAACAAACCAGAAAAAUAUCUUCUAUGCCCCCUUUUAGUUCCUGUAGUAUGAGAAAUGAGAUUAAUUCUAGCUCAGAUUCGGAAGAUUGGGAUAUUGUUGAUGAAGUUAUCUGA
This is a messenger RNA of Rodentolepis nana, 1041 nucleotides long. The record is from the annotation of a GenBank genome assembly. NCBI's taxonomy places the organism in Eukaryota, Metazoa, Platyhelminthes, Cestoda, Cyclophyllidea, Hymenolepididae.